Molecule: messenger RNA, 2460 nt
Organism: Eremothecium cymbalariae DBVPG#7215
Lineage: Eukaryota; Fungi; Ascomycota; Saccharomycetes; Saccharomycetales; Saccharomycetaceae
Gene: TGL4
Product: triacylglycerol lipase
Exons: 1
Coding region: 1-2460 (819 amino acids)
Biological process (GO): lipid metabolic process
Molecular function (GO): triacylglycerol lipase activity
Source: RefSeq, a predicted model, not a curated record
AUGGAUCGAGAAACGCAUUCGCACAUCAUGCAAGAUUUCACAAAUGCGUGGAGCAAGGGCGUAGCGCCGAUUACACAGCAUUUUAUUCAAAGGUAUUAUGACUAUGUGAAAAAGGAUAGUGCGGGCGCGGCUAGGGAGAAGAAGUGCUGGGUGGAUGGUAUGCAAGAGAAGAAUUGGCAAGGAGACAGUAAAACGGACAGGCAAAGGUUACCCCUAGCUUUGGGAUAUGCCCGAUGUGUAUUGCAAAAGCUGCGGAUUUUGGGGAGUCAGAAUAUUAUUAUGGAGAAGCUUCUGCAGGAGAAACAGCAUGCGACAUCUUACGAUAGCUGGUUGGCAGCGGUAAUAAGGCUUGAUGAGAUGACUCAGAAGGAGGCUUGGAAACAGGAAGAGCAGAGUUCGUUGUAUGACUGGAAGUUAGUGCGAGCGCAUACGGAGCGGAUGAGGGCUGCGCGGGAAGAGAAGGACUGGCUUCAAUUGCUAUAUAUUAUUCGAACAACAUGGGUGCGAGACCUUGGAGGCAUGUGCAAUGUUAAUCUCUAUAGGCAUUCGCACGUUGGUACGAAGUAUAUCAUUGAUGAGUAUGUGGAAGAGAGCAAGCGCUCGUUGAACGAAUUGGUAUAUCAUUCGAAUUUGGAUAUGAAUUAUUUAUUGGGGAUGCUUGUGCAAACGCGAAAAAAUAUUGGUCGUACUGCACUAGUGUUGAGUGGUGGUAGUACCUUUGGUCUGUUUCAUAUUGGUGUCCUAUCUACCUUGUUUGAGCAGGAGUUAUUACCCCGUGUGAUCAGUGGUAGUAGCGCUGGGGCUAUCAUCGCAUCGAUUAUGUGUGUUCAUCACAAACACGAAAUAAUGACCUUAAUUGAAGAUGUGCUUCAGAAGGAGUUCAAUAUAUUCCAGGAUGACUCACAGAAGACGAAGAGUGAGAAUUUGCUUAUAAAGAUUUCUCGCUUCUUUAAGAACGGAACCUGGUUUGACAACAAACAUUUAGUUAACACAAUGAUCGAUUUCCUCGGAGACCUAACUUUCCGUGAGGCUUACAAUCGGACAGGAAAAAUUUUGAAUAUCACUGUGUCACCAGCCUCUGUAUAUGAACAGCCGCGUUUGCUAAACCAACUAACGGCCCCAAAUGUGUUGAUCUGGUCCGCUGUGUGUGCUUCUUGUUCCUUGCCAGGUAUAUUUCCGUCAACUCCGAUAUAUGAAAAGGAUCCUAAAACUGGCGAAACUACAGAAUGGAAUAGCAGCUCGAUUAAAUUUGUGGAUGGCUCAGUCGAUAACGAUUUGCCUAUAGCAAAACUAUCAGAAAUGUUUAAUGUGGAUCAUAUUAUUGCUUGUCAGGUUAAUAUUCAUGUUUUCCCAUUCUUAAAACUUUCAUUAUCGUGCGUUGGUGGAGAAGUAGAAGAUGAAUUCAGUGCGAGGCUAAAGCAGAAUCUUUCCACUGUCUACAAUUUUAUGGCCAAUGAAGUUAUUCACAUGUUAGAAGUCGGAACAGAACUAGGCCUUGCUAGAAACGUCUUCACAAAGUUGAGAUCGGUGCUUUCACAGCAGUAUUCUGGCGAUGUUACUAUUCUUCCUGACUUGAAAAUGCUGUUACGUAUUAAGGAUCUUUUAUCAAACCCUACCCAGGAGUUUUUACUUCGUGAAACAGUCAAUGGAGCACGUGCAACUUGGCCUAAAAUUUCCAUAAUCAAAAAUCACUGUGGUCAGGAAUUUGAACUUGACCGAGUUAUUAAUUAUCUCAAGGGUAAGUUGAUUUCAAAACCAUCCCAAUCGCAUGGGACAUUGCAGUUUGUUGAUAACUCUAUAUCCCUUAUUAAUUCUCCAAUUAUUUAUCAUCAGGAUCAAAGUACUACUAUCAGGGAGUUCCUAGAUAGUCCGAGGAUUCAAGAUAGCGCCGUUGAAAAACAGGUUAAAUUAUUAUCCACAGGAGGUCGCCAUCAGUCUUACAGUGUUGUGAAAAGUAAAGUGCAUGUUCGCAGAAAAUCAGAAUCAUCUGCUGAGGGCAACGGUGUCCUUGAAUUAAUUCAACCUCGGUCAGCCUCCAGUUCACCAUAUAUUUCUGAAAAGUUCAUGCCGAUUGUAAUUGGGUGUCACCCAAAUUUAAAAAGAAAGAAAUCAGGUCCUUAUUUGGGGUUUUCUGCAGACAGAAGAUCAGGUUCCUCCUCAGCCGGUAAGUCCCUAAAUAACUUUCCUAUUUCAGAGAUUCAGACAAGAGAUGAUAACGUUUCUUUAGGAACUAAUCCUUCACUCCAGGCUGGUGGAACCAUAAUACCACAAAACGGUAAAGAACCCGAAAUUUCUCCUGAACUAAGUUUAGAAGCGUCAUCUGGACCACAUACCCUGACUGGGCCUUUUACUUCGAAAAAGAUACCAUAUAGGGGGUUUCGUCGAUCUAGAAGGAAUAAUUCAGGUCUUUUAAAUUCCAAAAACCUUGUAUCUGCUAGCGAUAAAGACAAGAAAAAUUAA